Messenger RNA from Plasmodium relictum, 6936 nucleotides. RefSeq names its product DEAD/DEAH box helicase, putative. Gene Ontology annotation, cellular component: nucleus. The transcript has 5 exons. Bases 1 to 6936 code for a protein of 2311 amino acids. NCBI's taxonomy places the organism in Eukaryota, Apicomplexa, Aconoidasida, Haemosporida, Plasmodiidae. Gene Ontology annotation, molecular function: ATP hydrolysis activity; ATP binding; nucleic acid binding. The record is from RefSeq and is a predicted model, not a curated record.
AUGAAACUAAGAAUAAAUAAAAAAUUAAAAGAAAAUUCAUACCAAGAAUAUGCUAAUAAACAUGAUAUUUAUAAUAUUAAUGAUGCAAUAGAUAUAAUUAGAAAAAGUUCUUUUUUUAAACAUUAUGUUGAUUCUUCUAAUUUGAAAAAAUACGAUAAUCUUAAUUUAAUUAAUGAUAAUCUUGAACAAAAAUUUGUUACGAUAUUAAAAAAAGAAAAGAAAUAUUUUAAAAAUUUAUUACAAAAAUAUAAUGGUGAAGAAAAAAGAAAAGAAAAAAAUAAAAAUGAAAAAGAUGAAAAGGGUAUAAUGUAUGUAUACAAAUUUUGCGAUGAUAUUCUAGGAAGUAAAGGAGAUAUAAAUAAAACAAAAGGAUACAUAAUAAUAAAUAAAAAUAAUGUAAUUAAAAAAAUAUAUAUAAACGAAUUAAACGAAUUAUUAACAGAAAUCAUAUACACAACGUUAACUGAAGAUGAUUUGGAAAAUGGUUUAUUAAAUUUAUUAGGAGAAAAAUAUUUAGAUUUCAUAAUAAAUAUCAUUAAAAAUAAAGAAGAAAUAAAGAAAGAUAUAAAACUAUUAAGUAAACAAGUUGAUAUAAAAGAAAAUACUUUAGCAGCUAAUUUUUUUAUAACUAAUAAAGUAUCAAAGAAAAUAAAAAAUCAGAGUGCUUUAAAUAAAAAGGAAAAUAUUGAAAAAAUAAUAGACUACUUUUUAUAUUCCUUAAAAGAAAGUUGCCUUGAAGAAGUUAAAAAAAUUUACAUACCUAAUGAAGAAGAUAAAUUGGAAGAAAUAAGUGUUCCUAAAAACACUUUUUAUUCUUAUUCAGAUAAUUUUACAAAAGUAAAAAUUAAUAGAUUAGAAAAUUUGCAUUUUGAUAAGAAGGAUUUAGUACCAGUAAAUAUAUUACCUUUUUGGUCUAAGUAUAUAUUCGAUUUUGAAUAUUUCAAUUAUAUUCAAUCAAAAAUUUUUAAGGCAGCAUUUCAAACUAAUAAAAAUUUAUUAGUUUGUGCACCAACUGGAUGUGGUAAAACUAAUAUAGCUUUAUUAGUUAUACUACAACAGAUUAUAAUAUUUUGUGAACAAAAUAAUAUUAAUUUAAAUAAAAUUGUGAAGUCUUAUUUAAUUAGAAAUAAUAUUAGUUAUCAAGAUGAAGAGAAAAAAAAAAAAAAUGAAAAUAAUAAUGUGAAUAAUGCAUUUAAAGAAGAAUGUAAUGAAAAUAGUAAUAGUGAAGAUGACAAGAACAGUAUAAACAAUUGUAGUAUUAUAAAUAGUAAAAGUGGAAAAUCAAAUGAAGAUAAUUUUUCUUCAUACAGUGAUAGCACAUCUUCCAAUAACCUAAGAAAUGAAGAAACAAAGAUAAAUUCUAAAGAGUUUAAAGUGAUUUAUAUUGCGCCCAUGAAAUCUUUAGUAUUUGAAAUAACUAAUUUAUUUCGAACAAAAUUAAAAAUAUUUAAUAUUAAUGUAUGCGAAUACACAAAAGAAUACUCUUUGUCAUCAAAAGAAUUAGAACAAGUACAUAUAAUUAUUACAGUUCCUGAAAAGUUAGAUAUACUUUUAAGAAACAGUAGCUAUUCAACUACUGUGUCUGAUGAAUCAUUAAUUAAAUAUAUCAAGUGCUUAAUACUUGAUGAAGUUCACUUACUAAAUACAGAUAGGGGAGAUGUAAUAGAAACAAUUGUUGCCAGAUUUUUACGAUAUUCAGAGACAUCUCAAUCGGUUAGGAGAAUAAUGGCUAUGUCAGCUACUUUACCUAAUUAUAAAGACGUACGUGAUUUUCUAAAAGUGGAUAAUGAUAUGUGUUUUUACUUUAGUGAAAAAUAUAGAUCUAUACAAUUAGACAAAACCUUAUAUGGGAUACAUGAAAAAAAUAGUCAUAAAUUAUAUAUAGCAAGAAAUGUUUUUACUUAUAAUGAAAUCUUAAGUAGUCUUAAAAAAGAUAAGCAAUGCAUCAUUUUUGUAUGUUCAAGAAAUGAAACGAAUAAAACUAUAGAAUUUUUAAUUGAUUAUGCUUUAAAAAAUAAUGAAAUAGAUUAUUUCACAAAUAAUUUGUAUAUAGAUAACUAUAUAAUUAAGAGCAUUAAAAAAUCAAGUAAUUCUUAUAUCAAAAAUUUUUUUACGUAUGGUUGUAGUAUUCAUCAUGCAGGAAUGGCUAGAUCAGACAAAAUAUUAGUAGAAAAUUUAUUUAAAAAAAAAGCAAUAAAUAUUUUAUGUUGCACAUCUACAUUAGCAUGGGGUGUUAAUUUGCCUGUUCACACUGUUAUUAUAAAAGGUACUAAUUAUUUUUCUUCAGAGAGUGGGAAAGUAGAAGAUUUAGACAUUUUAGAUAUUAAUCAAAUAUUUGGUAGAUGUGGUAGACCUCAAUACGAAAACCAUGGCAAUGCUAUUUUAAUAACUGAAAGAACUAAAUUAUAUAAAUAUAUUAAAUUAUUAACAAAUAAUACAAUUAUUGAAUCAAAUUUUUUAAAAAAUAUAGAGAAUCAUUUAAAUGCAGAAAUCAGCAUAGGAACAACGAAAAAUGUAGAAGACGGUAUAAAAUGGCUAGAAUAUACUUAUCUAUUUGUUCGUAUGAAAAAAAAUCCUUAUAUUUAUGAUGCAGAUGUAAAUAAUGAUAUUAAUUUAUAUAACAAAAGAAAAGAAAUUAUUCUAAAAGCAAUCAAUAACUUAAGUGAAAACAAAUUAGUUAGAAGAGUUCUUUUAACUAAUGAUUUUAUAGGCACAUUUUAUGGACAUAUUGCAGCAAAAUAUUAUGUAGAUUAUAGAACUAUAGGAAUAUUUGCAGAGAAUAUUAAUAAUAAUGAUUAUGUAGAAAUUAUUGAAGUUAUAAGUAAAGCAAAAGAAUUUGAAAAUAUACAAAUAAGAAAUGAAGAUAUGAAAGAAUUUUUAUAUUUAAAAGAAAAAUGUGAUAUUAAAGAAGAUUAUGAUGAAUCCAAAUCUAUGACAUUACGCAUAUUAAUAGAAAUUUAUUUAAGAAGAUUGCAAAUAAAUAAUUUUUCUAUAAUUUGUGAAAUUAAUUAUAUAGUACAAAAUAUCAUAAGAAUAUUAUAUGCAUAUUAUGAAAUAUGUUUAAAUAUUUUAAAGAAUAUAUCUAAUUUAAUUAUAAAUACACAUAACCUUAUUUUAGCUAUAUUGAGAAGACUUCCAAUUAACUGUGGAAUAUUCAGGCAUUUUUGUUAUAAAAAUGAAUUAAUUGAUAAAAAAAAAAAGUUUAUCUCCAAUUAUGAAAAAUCCAAUAAUUCAAAAAACCAAGAUGAUUGUUUAAACAAAAUUGUUGAUAAAAGUGCUCAAGUAAACUUAUUAGAUAUAGACGACAAUAACUCAUACUCAGGAUAUAAAACAAAUCAUAAUUAUACCGUAUACUUAAGAGAAGCAGCAGUAAACAUAUUAGAAAAAAAAAACUUAACUUAUGAAUCUAUCGAAAAUUUAAGUAAAAGUGAAUUAUUUUUCUUUAUAAGAAAUGAAGUAUAUACUAAUCAAAUACUAUAUUAUAAAAAUAUUAUACCUAAUUUAUAUAUAGAAGGAUAUAUUCAACCAAUAACUCAAACAAUUAUGAGAAUUAAUUUAAAUGUCCAUUUAAAAAAUACUAUAUGGUCAGAUCAAUGGAAUGAUAUAAAAGAAGAUUUUCAUCUUUUCUUAUUAAAUACAUUAAAUAAUGACAUAUUAUACUUUCAGAAAUUUUCUAUUCAUAAAAAAGAUAGAAAAAAAAUACAUGACAUAUCUUUUGAGUUUCCAUUAUCCAAUCAAAUGCCUCCUCAAAUAACAGUUCAGUUUUUAUCAAUGAAUUGGUGUAAUUUAUCUUAUGUUCAUAUAUUUAAUACAAAUAACUUAUUUAUUAAUCAAAAAAUAAAUAUAUUUUCAGAAAUAUUAUCAAUUGUUCCAUUAUCUACUCAAGUAUUAAAUAAUCCUAAUUAUAUAAAAUUCUUUUCUUUUAAAUAUUUUAAUCCUAUACAAACUCAAAUGUUUCAUGCCACAUUUCAUACCGAUGAAAAUAUUUUAUUAGGUGCACCAACAGGAAGUGGUAAAACGGUAAUUGGAGAGUUAUGCAUAUUAAGAAAUUUAUUAAAAUAUGCAAAUGAAAAAUCUGUAUAUAUAUGUCCUAUGAAAGCUAUUGUAAAUGAAAGAUUUAAAAGCUGGAAAAAUAAAUUUAAAAUUUUAUUUAAUAAAAAUGUAAUUGAAUUAACAGGUGAUAAAAAUGAAAAUAAAGAGAGUAUAGCAAAUAGUGAUAUCAUAAUUUGCACACCUGAAAAAUUAGAUGUUAUAUCAAGAAAUUGGAAACAUAAAAAAUAUGUAAAAAAUAUCAAUUUAUUAAUAUUUGAUGAAAUACAUUUGUUAGGUCAAGAAAAUAGAGGAGGAGUAAUUGAAAUUUUAGUGAAUAGAUUUAAAAAUAUGCAAAAUGAUUUAAACAAAAAAAUAAGACUAAUUGGAUUAACAACUGUUAUAACAAGUGUUGAUGAUUUAAUAUUAUGGUUAGAUGUAAAGGAAAACUAUCUAUUUAACUUUCCAUCUUCUUGUCGUAUAGUACCAUGUAAAACUCAUAUCUUAGGUUUUACACAAAAAGCUUACUGUAAUAGAAUGUCAGUAAUGAAUAAAAAUGUAUUUGAUUCUAUUAAUCAAUAUGCUCGAUCUAAAAAUGUUUUAAUCUUUGUUUCAUCAAGAAGACAAACAAGACUUACAGCUUAUGAUAUAAUUUCUUUAAAUUUAAGUAGUUAUAACUUAAAUUUUUUACACGUAGAAAAUUUAUUAAAUGAUAAAAAUCAUAUUAAUUUUUUAUUGAACAAAGAUAAUAAAAAUGAAAAAAAAAUUAAAAUUUAUAAAAAUGAUAAGCAUAAUAAUAUUUUAAACUAUAAAAAAAAAGAAUACAAUAAAACUAUCACUAAUUAUAACGUUUUUAAUACGAACUCAUUGGAUAAUAAUAUUCAUGAUAAUAAAUAUAAUGAUAUAGAUAUUUUUGAUUAUAAUACUUUGUUGGAUAAAAAUUUAUCAGAAUGUGAUAAAACAAAAAUUGGAGGUUUAUUAUUUCAAAAUUAUUUAAAUAUGGUAGAAGACAAGCAUUUAAAAGAACUUUUAAAAUAUGGAAUAGGAAUUCAUCAUGCAGGAUUAAAUGAAAAUGAUAAAAGUAUUGUAGAAUACUUUUUUUUAAAUAAAAUUAUACAAAUAUUAAUAUGUACAUCUACUUUGGCAUGGGGUAUUAAUUUACCAGCCUAUUUAGUUAUCAUUAAAGGAAAUGAAUAUUAUGAUGCUAAAACAAAAAAAUAUAAAGAUAUUUCUUACACAGAUUUAUUACAAAUGAUUGGGAGAGCAGGUAGACCCCAAUUUGAUGAUGAGGCAUUAGCUAUUUUGUUGGUUCAAGAAAAAAAAAAAAAUGCAAUAAAAAAUUUUUUAUAUCAUCCUAUGAACAUAGAAUCUAAUAUAUUAGAAAAUUUUAACGAGUAUAUAAAUGCAGAAAUAUGUUCCAAUGUUAUAACUAAUAAAGAAGAUAUGUUCAAUUACUUAACUAAAUCUUAUUACUUUAAAAGAUUAUUUUCUAAUCCUUCUUACUAUAUAAAAGAUGUACAGUAUGUUCAGUUAUUUGAAAAUAACAAAUUAUCUUCCCAAGCUAAAAAAAUAAUAUAUGAUCAUUUAAAUAAAAUUAUAGAUAAUACUAUCAAUUUCUUAGUAGAAAAUAAUUGUAUAAAUAUAAUACAAGAAGAUUACGAUUCCAAAUACUAUUCUACUCCAUUAGGUCAUAUAGCAUCUAUGUAUUAUAUUAAAUGUGAAACCGCUUAUUUUUUUUAUAAAUCAAUAGAACGUUCUUGUGGUACGAAUUUGGAGGAAAUUAAUGUUAAUAAUGCUACAGAUGAAGAAAAUUCCAAUAUUCCUAAAUGCACUAUUACUGAAAAUAACCAAGAGGAAUCAAAUGAAAUAAAGGAUGAAGAACAAGAAAAAAAAGGAAGCAUAGAAGAUGAAAAAAUAAAUACUAAUAAAAGAAACGAUAAGUGUAAUUUAAAAAAAGUGUUAGAUUUUUAUGAUUUAUUUGAAUUAAUUGCACAGGCAAAAGAAUUCAAAGAUAUCCCAUUAAGGCAUAAUGAAGAAAAAUAUAAUGUUAAAUUACGUAACCAGAUCCCUUUAGAUAUUGAUAUGAAUAUGCCUAAUAUAAAAACUUACCUUUUAUUGCUUUCUUGUUUAUAUGAAUGUUCUUUUGAGUCAGUUGAUUAUAAUAUUGAUCUAAAAUUAGUACUUGAUCAAAUUGCUAGAGUUAUAAAUAGCUUUAUUGAUAUUUGCUUAUUAUUUCAUAAAUAUAGUUAUAUAAAAAAUAUAAUUUUAAUUUUUCAAUGUAUCAAUCAGAAAAUUAUACCUACGAAAAACUCAUUAUAUACUAUUAAGAAUAUAAAUGAUCUUCAGAUAGCAAAAUUGAGGGAAUUAAAUAUAGAUAGUAUUAAAGAACUAAUUAAAUUUGGUAAAGAUUUUUUAUAUUCAUUGAAAAUUUUUGAUAAAAAUCAAUUAGAUUAUAUUUUACAAAUACCAGUAUUCAAUGUUAAUAUAAAAUUAUAUCACAAAAAUACUAAUGUGGAAAAAGACGAUAAAAAUAAUAAUUUCCAAAAUAUACAGUCUAUGAAAUAUUUAAAAAAUGAAAAUAAAUUUUGUUUUAAAAUUAAUUAUUGUGAACAAAAUAAAAUUAUCAUUAAAGUUUUUUUUAAUUUUUUGAAUGAAAUAACAAAAGAUAUGAAUUCAGCUUCUUCAUCUAUAGGAAAUACUCAAUGGUAUAUUAUUCUUCAUGAUUCUAUACAAGAUGAAUCAAUUUCAAUUAAAAGGGCUAACAAUAUUUCUUUAAAAAAAUUACCAAAUGUUUCAUUCAUUUUAGAAGAUGUUGAAAAAGGAACAUAUCAUUUCACUAUUUAUAUUCAUAGUGAUACAUACUACGGAAUUGAUCAUGAAGUAUAUUUAGAGCUUUCUAUUGAAUAA